Nematocida minor is the source of this 366-nucleotide messenger RNA. RefSeq lists its product as uncharacterized. Gene Ontology annotation, molecular function: nucleic acid binding. Gene Ontology annotation, biological process: DNA integration. The record is from RefSeq and is a predicted model, not a curated record. The transcript has a single exon. The coding region runs from base 1 to 366 and encodes 121 amino acids. NCBI's taxonomy places the organism in Eukaryota, Fungi, Microsporidia.
AUGGUAGGACUGGACGUUAUGAGAGAAGAGAUAGAAGGAGCAGAUAUGCUAGUAAUGAUAGACUACUACACAAGAGAAGCAGGUGCAUACACACUGAAGAACAGAGCUACGGAAGAAGUAAAGAACAAAACAGGAAGAUUCAUAAUGACACAUGGAGCACCGGAAACAUUGGUAAUAGACAAUGCAGAAGAACUAGGAAGUCAGGAGAUGGAGGAAUUCUUAAUGAGAAAGAACAUUGACCACAUAAGAACAAGCAUAGAAGCACAUGCCUCAAACGGAAGGAUAGAAAGAUACAUACGAGCAUUGAGAGAAGGACUUGCGAAACAGGACAGAAGAAGACCGCUGAAGGAGAGAAUAAAGAGAUAG